AUGGGUGAUUUCGCGAAGUACAACAAAGUUAGAAAGUCUGUUGUUAGAACUGCAAACAAAUUAAUUACAAGGGGAGAGACAAUUAUUUCGUCAUAUACCGAUAAUGUUGCAGAUGUUCGUCAAAUUGAGUCGAUCCGUGAUACUUUGAUGGAAAAAAUAGCGAAAGUUGCUGAACUAAACGAGUCGAUUAUGGAUUGCUUGACAGAGCAGGAUGAUAUCGACAAGGAAGAAGAUUCUAGUACGGAGGAAAUGAUGAUGUUAAAGGAUAAACUUCGUCUGUUUGAAUCAUUUUUAGAAAAACGAUCAGCCAAAAAGGAUUUUUCAGAAGCAGGAAGCACUUUCAGCCACAGUAAACUAAUAAAAUUGCCUCGCUUACAUUUACAGCCCUUUGAUGGGCAUCCGGAAAACUGGUCGACUUUCUGGGAUAGCUUUGAAUGUGCCGUACACACUAAUGACGAUAUUUCCGACGUUCAAAAAAUGACCUAUUUAAAAAAUCUAGUAGAAGGUCCCGCUGCAAGUUGUAUCGCUGGGUUUAGACUUAGCAAUGAAAAUUAUAAAACCGUCGUUGAUUUACUGAAAGAGAGAUAUAAUAAUAAACAGUUACUUAUUUCAGCACAUAUGAAAAAAUUACUGAAACUUGAACAGGCGAAUAACUUAACUAACAUAGAAACAUUGCGUAAUGUAUUUGACAACGUUGAGACACAAGUGAGAAGUCUGGAAAAUUUAGAUGUCACGUCUGAAAAUUAUGGUCCGCUAUUAAUACCGGUACUUAUGUCGAAACUUCCAGAAGAGCUUAAUUUAAUUAUUAGUCGUCAAUUUAACGACAAAGAUUGCUGGGAUAUGAAGUUAGUUUUAAGAGCGUUAAAAUCGGAGAUCGAAGUUCGUGAGAAAUCUGCAUAUUCUUUACAACAGCCACACGAUAACAACCCGUUUUCAUCAUCGGCAUUACCAGUUCACUAUUCACAUCAAUCGAACCGUGAUCUUCCGCACAAUCAGUAUCAGAACAAUCAGCAUAAUUAUCGCAAUCAUCAGAAUAAUCAGAAUAAUUAUAGAUGCAUAUUUUGUGACAAAUCGCAUAAAUCACAGCAAUGCCGAAUAAUCACUAAUUUCGACGCAAGGAAAAACGUGUUACGUGACAAGAAGAGAUGUUUUGUUUGUUUGAAAGGUGGACAUUUAGCCAAGUCUUGUUAUUCUAAGAUUAGUUGUUUAAAGUGUUCGGGUAGACACCAUGUUGCUAUUUGUGAUAAGAAAAGGGACGUUGACCAAGGUCGUAGAGAUAAGGAUGGAACCGAACAAGAAAAACCAGAAAAUGUUGCUGGUGCCACUUCGUUGGUUACAAGUUCAAAUUCGCUCGACAUUCCGAGUUCCGUUAUGUUGCAAACCGCUAAAGUUAAAGUUGUUAAUACUACUGAUCCUUCAAAAAUUGAGAACACGAGAAUUUUGUUCGAUAACUGUUCCCAAUUAAGUUACAUAUCGCCCGAGUUAUGUGAAAAAUUGCAAUUAAAGGUUGUUGGUAAGCGUGAGAUUUGCAUCCGUAUUUUUGGUAAACAUUCGUUCAAAGAAACUUUAGAUAGGGUGCAGUUUUCAGUGAUCGGUUUAGAUGGAGAUAAAAUCAACGUUGAUUGUUAUGUGAAAAAUAUUUGUCAUCCUUUAACAGGACAGAAUUUUAACGAUUGUUUGAAGUAUAAACACUUGAAAGACUUACGUUUAGCUGACAGUAACUGUAAUAAUAGAGAUUUGAAGGUGGAUGUCUUGUUGGGUGCUGAUAAUUAUUGGAAAUUUUUUGAUGGUGGUAUAGUUCGGGGUGAGGAUGGGCCAGUUGCUUUAAAUUCAAAGGUUGGAUACAUUGUAAGUGGACGCAUAGGGUCGAGUGAAGGUAGUAGAAGUGCAGUCUUGGUAGCAAACGUAUAG
Hydractinia symbiolongicarpus is the source of this 1911-nucleotide messenger RNA. RefSeq lists its product as uncharacterized. Gene Ontology annotation, molecular function: nucleic acid binding; zinc ion binding. The transcript has a single exon. The coding region runs from base 1 to 1911 and encodes 636 amino acids. Lineage: Eukaryota; Metazoa; Cnidaria; Hydrozoa; Anthoathecata; Hydractiniidae. The record is from RefSeq and is a predicted model, not a curated record.